Messenger RNA from Monomorium pharaonis (pharaoh ant), 2504 nucleotides. Its product is annotated as histone-lysine N-methyltransferase SETMAR-like. The transcript has 2 exons. NCBI's taxonomy places the organism in Eukaryota, Metazoa, Arthropoda, Insecta, Hymenoptera, Formicidae. The coding region runs from base 833 to 1411 and encodes 192 amino acids. The record is from RefSeq and is a predicted model, not a curated record. Gene Ontology annotation, molecular function: nucleic acid binding.
UAUAUAUAUUUAUAUAUGUUUUUAUAUGAAACACUUUUUCCCGGGAAGCAUUAAAAUUAUUCAAAAUUAUUCUAAAUCUUGGUAAGUUUAAUACUUCAGUCAAAAAUAUUAAAAUAUUUAAAAAGGCUCAGCAGACAAUAAUUCAAAUUUUAUGUAACGAUAUUCAUUAUCAAUACAAGCAUUAAAAUCCAUUAAGUUAAAACAUAAAUUCGAUUUCGUAUUAUUUUGAGCUUUCUUCAAUAAAAAUUUAUAAUAUUCUUUGAAAGAAUAUAAGUUUUAUUUUUUAAAGUAAUAAUUAGUUCUUUAAAUUUGUGAUGAGUAUAUAUUUUAAGAUUACUAUCAAAAAAUAUUUUUCGUUAAAAAUAACUUACUUAAAAGAAGAAAAGUAAAACCGAGUGAUUUUCUUAGUAGUAGAGUAUUUUUCCGUACGUACGGAAAUCAAUCAUGAAUGCGUAUCAUUCCGAGAUUAAAUAUUAAAGUACUGUGUUCAUUGAUUGCAAUAGAUUGUUAUUUCUUGCAUAUAUCAGAAUAAUCAAAACAGUAAUAUAUUACCCAGCAAACACAGAAUAUAGCAGCAACAUUGCGGCAAUGUUAUAACAUUGUAGCAACAUCACAGCAAUAUUACAACAUGUUCUGUGUUUGCUGGGUAUUAGAUUGGCAAAUAAGUUCGUUCGGUUUUUGAUUUCGUGCAAGUUCAUUCCGAUUCACUUUUUUUUUGUUUGGCAGUACCGUGGAACUCGAAUGCCUAUUUGAGAGGUUAUAUUUCACAUAAACUUUCUGUGAAUUGUGGUUUGAUUAACAUCAAUAUUGUGUAUGCUGUGUAGCUGUAAAAAUGGAAUUAAAUAACGUCAAUUAUCGUCAUAUUUUACUUUAUUACUUUAAAAAAGGCAAACGAGCUGCGGAGGCUCAUAAAAAAGUAUGCCGUGUAUAUGGAAAUGAUGCCUUAACAGAACGCGUAUGCCAAAAGUGGUUUGCAAAAUUCCGUUCUGGAGAUUUCGACAUCACUGACGCGCCUCGCUCCGGUCGCCCGACCAAGAUUGAUUCAACUGUUGUCAAGGCCAUCGUCGAUGAAAAUCCAUCCCAAUCAGUGCGGGAGAUUGCUACGGCACUUAACAUAUCUCAUACAAGCGUGGAAAACCAUUUACACCAGUUGGGAUACGUUUCUCGGCUCAAUGUUUGGGUGCCGCAUAACUUAACCGAGGCCAACUUGACCGCUCGCAUAUCCAUAUGCGAUUCGCUGCGGAAACGCCAGGAAAACGACCCAUUUUUGAAGCGGAUGGUGACAGGCGACGAAAAAUGGAUCGUUUACGAUAAUGUAGUGCGUAAAAGAUCAUGGAAGCACAGCAGCGAGCCGCCACAAACAACCUCGAAGGCGGGAUUGCAUCCAAAGAAGAUCAUGCUCUCCGUAUAGUGGGAUUUCAAGGUUAACGAAAUUGGACCAAGCAAUCCGCACAAAACGUUCAGAAUUGGCAAAUUGCAAGGGUGUUGUCUUUCACCACGACAACGCCAGACCGCAUACGUUAUUGACCACUCGCCACAAAUUGCUUAGUCUUGGCUGGGAUGUUUUGCCUCAUCCUGCGUAUUCACCGGAUCUGGCUCCUUCCGAUUAUCACUUAUUCCGGUCGUUGCAGAACUCUAUGAACGGGAAAACUUUCAAGGACGAGGAGACCGUCAAAAGACACCUGGAUUGGUUUUUCGCCGAUAAGCCCCAGACGUUUUACGAACGCGGCAUAAUGAAUUUGGUAGAAAGAUGGCAAAAGGUCAUUGAUAAAAAUGGUCAAUAUAUAAUUGAUUAAAAUUUCUUCUGUGUAUAAAAAAUUGUUUUAUUUAAAAAAAACCGAACGAAUUUAUUUGCCAACCUAAUAUAUAGUGGUCACGCGGAUAGUAAUGCUUUACAAAAUACACAAAUUGUUCAGUAACGUGUGGCAAAAAAUUUAAAAAAAGAUUCUAAAUGAUAAGAUAAGAAAAAAAUCAAGAAUCUUAAAAUUGCGAUUAAAACUUUGUUUUUAAAAUUAUAAAUAUUUAAAUAUUUACUUAAAAAACUUUUUAUGUGAAUAUUUAAAUUUCAGUAUCACAAAGUCAAAAGUAACAAAAUUUUAAUAAAACGUUAAUUACGUUUUUUAUUGUGUUUAACUAUUCACGUGCUUCACUUUUUAUGUGAGUAUUUAAGCUGCAUUUAUAAUUAAAAAAUAAAAUCUUAUAAUCGCAAUUAUAUGUAUAUUUAUUUUUAUUUUAUUAUAUUACAUCAUGUAUAGUCUUAAGGAUUUUUUUGAUAUACAAAGCCAAAAAUGAUCAAAAUUUAAAAAUUGUAGACUUUUAGGUUUAUUUUUUUUCUACCUGAUCAACGACAAUAAAUUUUAAUCUUAAAAUCAACUGGUGAAAAGAGAAAACAAUGAAUUGUAUGUAAAAAUUUUAAUUUAAUUCGUAAUAUUAUUUUCUCUUAUCAAUUUUCAAAUAAGUAUUAUAAACACGACUUUACAUGAGAAUCGCGAUCCAAACAAAAA